Messenger RNA from Nicotiana tabacum (common tobacco), 2080 nucleotides. RefSeq lists its product as uncharacterized. The record is from RefSeq and is a predicted model, not a curated record. Gene Ontology annotation, molecular function: RNA binding. Lineage: Eukaryota; Viridiplantae; Streptophyta; Magnoliopsida; Solanales; Solanaceae.
UCUCCACCCAAAAGAAAAAGAAAAAAAAAACACUUUCUCUUUGUCGUCUUUCUUAUUACCCCAAAUUCCCAAAUCCCUCGUUCUAGGGUUUAGAUUUAUAGCGCUGUCAUUGAAAUUGAGCUUUGAGCAAAAGGAUUCAUCGAUUGCAGAUGGCCGGUACUGGGAUUCACCCAUACCACCAACAAUGGCCUCCAGCUCCAGGCCCUCCGCCUGCUUCUGCUGCAGCUGCGCCACAUCACCACCCUCCCUCAAUGCCUAUCGACGAGGUACGGACAAUAUUCAUCUCUGGGCUACCGCAGGACGUAAAGGAGAGAGAAUUGGUCAACCUUAUGAGGUGGUUACCAGGUUAUGAAGCAUCUCAGGUCAAUUUCAAAGGCGAAGUUCCCAUGGGGUUUGCCCUAUUCUCUAACCAUCAAUUCGCUAUCGGUGCCAAGGACGCCCUUCAGGGUUUGUGUUUUGACACGGAGGCCAAAUGUAUUCUGCACACGGAGAUGGCAAAGAAGAAUCUCUUUGUCAAAAGAGGGAUUGUAGUUGAUUCAAAUGCACAUGACCAGAGUAAACGUUUGCGUACUGGGGGUGAUUACACACACUCUGGUUAUUCAAGUCCCUCUCCUUUCCACCCCCCUCCCCCUGCACCUGUCUGGGGACCACAUGGGUAUCUCGCUCAAGCUCCUCCACCAUACGAUCCAUAUGGAGGCUACCCUGUUCCUCACAUGCCAAUGCCUGCACCUGCUCCUGUGCCAGCACCAAGCAGUUAUGUGCCAAUCCAGAAUACUAAAGAUAACCCUCCUUGCAAUACCCUAUUUAUUGGCAAUCUUGGAGAGAAUAUAAACGAGGAAGAGCUGAGAGGCCUUUUCAGCGCACAACCUGGUUUUAAACAGAUGAAGGUUUUGAGACAGGAAAGACAUACGGUGUGUUUCAUUGAAUUUGAAGAUGUGAAUAGUGCCACCAAUGUCCAUCACAGUUUGCAGGGUGCUGUCAUACCGAGCUCUGGUUCAGUUGGCAUGCGAAUUCAAUAUUCAAAGAAUCCAUUUGGGAAAAGGAAGGAUGGCCACCCAGCUGCUGCCCCUAAUGCAAAUGGAGCUCCUCCGCCUCUUACCUACCAGUAGCUGCAGGGGAUGUAUUCUGUUCUCUAUGCUCUGCCAAAUACAAACACAUCAUGCAGCUGUUGCAUGCAUCCUUGCUAUCAUCAAGUCAUGAGCAUUAGCAUCUUGACAUGAACAUCUUUUUGGAUCAUAUCAUAGUUUAUCCAAGACAUGCAUUUGAAGCACGGUCAUCUCAAAAUUUGUCAGCUUAUUCAGGGUUCACAUUUUAUGACAUGUCAUAGGAAGGAUGCAUUUAAUUUCUGGUGUUAAAUCUUGUUGGUCUAUUAUGUCACAUGCUAUACUACAUUUUGAGAAUUGCUUUGCGGAAUAUAUUUUAGUGCUAAGAUAUGUUUUUAACCCUCAAGUCUAACUUCUUUAGCACCUUAUCAUCAUACUAUGUGUGGAAUAAAAUAAAAUGUGCAUCAUAAAGUGAGAUCAUAAUGCGGUUAGCAUGCAUCUCAACUCUCUCUGGUUAGGGUUGUCAGUCACUCCAUUAACCUCAUAAUGCAAACUGAUGAUAACACUAUAACAUCCAUGUUUCAGAUCCUAGACGACUGGAUUGUCUGGAAAUAGCAUUGUGCUUGUGUUAUGCAGGUAAUUGUGCAAAAAGACGGGGCUUCCUUUUAUUUGGGGAUGUCCAAUUGCUGGAGUUGCUUUGUCCAGGUAUUUUGUUCCGCUUGCAGAAUGUGCACAUCAUGUUAUAGAUGUUGAUGCGGCACCCCGCGAGAAGCUGGUUCUUUUUUGUUUCAGGCUGGUGUGGUAGCUUUGAGCUUUCUUGCCUGUUUCCUUUUAGGUUUUUCAGCCAACUCUAAUUGCAAACAAAAGUUUGAUUCGUGGAAAUUUUUUACAUAGUUGACUGGUUGGAUAUAUGAUCUGUAACAAUUAGAGUUGAGUGACUUUGGAAAGAAAUAGUUAAAGGAUUUUGUAGGAAUUAGGAAAUCCAAAUCAGCCAGUAUUUCUACUUUUAAAGGCGCUGACCGAAUAGCUUUAUUUCA